UUUUUUCUUUUUUUUUCGUUGUUGUCUUUCUUCUUAACUUCUAAACUUUUAUCAAAUAUGUCCAAUUGGAAAAACGUUAAUAACUGGCACUGGGUGAACAAAAACUGUCUGCCUUGGUCUCAAACAUACUUUAGUGAACAACUUGGAGCUAUCAAGGUGGAAAACAAUGGUCUUGAAGUAGUCAUUAAAACUGUGGAUACUGAAGGUGAUGUUGAAUUAUGUCAACGCAAAGGCAAACUGAUCACUAUCUUUGAUGUCCGCAUUCAACUGGCUUGGAAAGGUACUUCUUCUGAUGGAACGGAAGCUUCUGGAAAGAUCGUUAUCCCCGAAGUGGCUCAUGAUACUGAUGAAGAUGAAUAUGUGUUUGAUAUUUCAGUGGAAAAUGAAACAACUGCCAAACAAGGUUUCCGAGAUGUGAUUAAGAAGAACUUGAUUCCUAUUUUACGUAAGAAGUUGACCGUCUUCUCUUCUGAUUUGAUCAAAAAUCAUAGUUCCGAUGUGUAUAUUGAAAAUGGAAAAAAUGCUAUUCAACCUGGCGUCACCAAGGAACGUAGCAAUGUUACUCAUAUCAAUAAGUCCACCACUAGUACUACUUCCUCUACAACAGUAUCAAAUGCUCCUACGAAAAAAGUGAAUACGACCUCUAUCACUGAUGAUGUUGAAUUCCAAACGUCUGCACAUGAAAUCUAUGAAACUUUAUUGGACACUCAACGCCUUCAAGCUUGGACUCGUGGUCCUGUCAAAAUGUCACGCGAAGUUGGUAGUACUUUCGAACUUUUCAAUGGUAAUGUGUCUGGCAAAAUUAUGGAAUUGAUCCCUGACAAGAAGAUUGUUCAAUCAUGGCGAUUGAGUUCAUGGCCUGCUGGUCAUUAUUCUACGGUGACUUUUGAUUUUGAUCAAGGUAGUGAUAGUACUAAGAUCAAUGUCAAUCAAACUGGUGUACCUUUGGGUGAAGAAGAAACCACUCGCAACAACUGGAAUGGGUAUUACUGGCGUGCUAUCAAACAAACCUUUGGCUUUGGUGCGGUGUUCUAGAAGAAUUAGCUAUAGUUAGAUGAUUUUUAUAAAAUUUAUACAAUGAAAAUAAAUCAACAUUUUUUUUUUCCUCAA
This is a messenger RNA of Halteromyces radiatus, 1110 nucleotides long. Its product is annotated as activator of Hsp90 ATPase. Gene Ontology annotation, cellular component: cytosol. The coding region runs from base 58 to 1035 and encodes 325 amino acids. Gene Ontology annotation, biological process: positive regulation of ATP-dependent activity; protein folding. The transcript is spliced from 7 exons. The record is from RefSeq and is a predicted model, not a curated record. Gene Ontology annotation, molecular function: protein-folding chaperone binding; ATPase activator activity. NCBI's taxonomy places the organism in Eukaryota, Fungi, Mucoromycota, Mucoromycetes, Mucorales, Cunninghamellaceae.